Perca fluviatilis (European perch) is the source of this 6248-nucleotide messenger RNA. RefSeq names its product sema domain, immunoglobulin domain (Ig), short basic domain, secreted, (semaphorin) 3E (gene sema3e). Gene Ontology annotation, molecular function: semaphorin receptor binding; chemorepellent activity. The record is from RefSeq and is a predicted model, not a curated record. NCBI's taxonomy places the organism in Eukaryota, Metazoa, Chordata, Actinopteri, Perciformes, Percidae. Gene Ontology annotation, biological process: axon guidance; semaphorin-plexin signaling pathway; neural crest cell migration. Bases 958 to 3333 code for a protein of 791 amino acids. The transcript has 17 exons.
UCAGGACAAUCUAGAAGAAGGAGCAGCCAAUUUUCAGCCCUUCAAGCUGAUACACACUCCCCUCAUUACGAACCACACAAACAGGCUUUUCCUCUCACACAUACACACCACACCUUGACAGGUGGCCUCUGCCCAGAUCAGUAGCUGUGGUAGAAGCCAUCUUAACUGACUCACUGAGGUUUGAGCUGAGGUUUGGAUCCUCUCUGACUGUUCGAGCGUGAGCAGAGUUAGGAGAGCUCAAGCUUCACUUUCUUCUCCAGUGCAGAGAGACGGCACGCCAGGCACGAGGCUCCCCACUCCUCCCCUCUCCCACUCUGCCUUUUUGCUGGGCUCCAGUCCAGAGAAUGACUGGCUCCAGUGGACCCAAGAGGAACACAGCCUGAGGAUACAGUACAGCAGCUCCAGCCUUGCCUGCCUGCCCGCCUGCCUGCUGGGACACAAAUGCACUGAGGUUUUUACAAAUCAUCUCCAACACCUUUCCGGGAUUCAGAUUUCUUUUUUUUUUUCUGUCAUCAGGUAAGAAAGACUGUAUCUAAGCUGGGCAUACAGACAGACAAACAAACAGACGGACUGACAUAUGGACAGAGAGCAGUGGGCACUGCGGCGUGAAUGUAGCAACUGGACUUCUCUUCUCCCUGGUUACUAAGACCAAACAAGGAUAACAGCCAGAGCACUGUCCACCGAGGUAGUGGGUGGAUGCAGCUUUCAUCACACGGCUAUAGGGGAACGCAGAUACUGUAUAGAAGCUGCAGAGUAUCUAGUUGAUCCUCACUGUGGUGAUCGUCAGAAAAUGGACUGUUACCUCCAAGUAGACUUUUGUUGGAUUGCUAUCUCUUAUUAAAUAUUGUUUGCAGGAACUUGUAGGGCAAAGACUUUUUUUCUAUUCAUGGACUUUGCUGCCCGUGUUGAGUGGACUUGCAGGAUUUCGGUGUAUAUGAACGUGGAGUGUGUGUCUCAAUGAGGAUGGCAGAGUGCAUAAGGACUGUGUAUCUGACACUGAUGCUGCUGUAUCUUGUUCUGCUGGGCACGGCUCACACAGUCCACAGCGUAUACCCAAGGAUACGGCUCUCCCACAAAGAGCUUUGGCAGCUGAACAGAACCUGGGUGUUCCAGGGACACGGAGCGUCUCUUCAGCCCCAGACCAUGCUUCUGGAUGAGGGCCACGAGAGGCUUUAUGUUGGGGCCAAGAAUACUCUGUUCUCCCUUAGCCUGGACCGGGUCAACACACACCACAGAGAAAUUCAGUUUGCCAGUACAGAAUCUCAGAUCCAGGAGUGUUUGAUGAAGGGAAGGGAUAAGUCGGAGUGUGCUAACUACAUCAAGGUUCUGCAACAGUACAACCAGACCCAUUUGCUGGUCUGUGGAACAGGAGCCUUUAACCCCGUUUGUGUCCUGGUCAGAGUGGGACAUGCAGGGCGGGACAGGUUUGCUCUUGAAGAAGACAGUAUCAUGAGUGGCAGAGGACGCUGUCCAUACGACUCCAACAGUCCAUGCACGUCUACGCUCUCCAGAGGAGAGCUGUACAUUGGCCUGUACACUGACUAUUGGGAAAAUGAUGGUGCUUUUUGUCGACUUAACAACCAGACCUACACACGCACUGAGAGAGACGACAGGCAGCAACUAAAUGAACCUAAAUUUGUGGGGUCAGCGGUUAUUCCAGACAAUGAUGACAGGGAUGAUGAUAAAGUUUACUUCUUCUUCACUGAACGAGAGAUUGAUGCUGAGGGAGUGAACAAGGCUGUGUACACUCGUGUGGGGCGAGUCUGUGCGAAUGACCAAGGAGGACAGAGAAUGCUCGUGAAUAGAUGGAGCUCCUUCCUGAAAACUCGUCUUAUCUGCUCUGUGGCUGGACCAAAUGGCAUUGACACACACUUUGAUGAACUUGAGGAUGUGUUUGUGCUCAAGAACAAGGAUGGAAAAAACCCAGAAGUCUUUGGCCUCUUUAGCACAACAAGUGCGGUGUUUAAAGGCUAUGCAGUGUGUGUCUAUCACAUGGAUGAUAUAAGAGCAGCCUUUAAUGGUCCAUUUGCAUACCGAGAGAGACCUGAGCAUCACUGGACACCAUAUGAGGACAGAGUCCCCUACCCUCGCCCUGGAUCUUGUGCCAGUAAAGUGAACGGCGGUGGCUUUUCCAGCUCCAAGGAGUUUCCCGAUGAGGUUUUGCGGUUUGUGCGCUCUCAUCCUGUGAUGUACCGUCCAGUCCUUCCCCAGCACCGUAGACCUGUCCUGUUGCAGACAGAGCCAGGCAGAAGAAAGCUGACCCAGAUCGCUGUGGACCGAGUCCAAGCCCAGGAUGGACACUACCAUGUUCUCUACAUCGGCACUGACGACUCAGUGGUGUUGAAAGUUAUCACCAUCUACAACAAAGACACGGACACCAUGGAGGAGGUGCUGCUGGAAGAGCUGCAAGUAUUCAAGGUGCCAGCACCAAUAAGAGAGAUCAUAAUCUCACCUAAAAGGCAACAGCUGUAUGUCGGGUCAGAAGUGGGUGUGGCUCAGGUCAGACUGCAUCAGUGUGACCUCUAUGGCUCAGAAUGUGCUGAUUGUUGUCUGGCCAGAGACCCCUACUGUGCCUGGGAUGGUCUAACCUGCUCCAGAUACUACCCUGCUGGAGUUUACACCAAAAGCAGACGAUUCAGGCGGCAGGAUGUUCGCCAUGGCAACGCCGUCCAGCUGUGCAAUGGGCUGCAAAUUGAUGAUGAACAAUGGCACAGAGGUGAAGAGAGGCUGGUGUACGGUGUGGAGAGCAACAGCACUUUACUCGAGUGUGUCCCUAGAUCACUCCAAGCAAAGGUACUCUGGUUCUUACAGCAAGACGGAGAGAAACAUGAGGUUCGAGGUGAUGAGCGGAUUAUCAUGACCUCCCACGGGCUGCUGUUUUUACGAGUGAGAAGCUCGGAUGCUGGUGUGUACGUUUGCCAGACUGUGGAACAUGGAUAUGUGCACACAUUAUUACGCAUCUCUCUACACGUGCUCAGAGGGGAGAGGGUGGAGUCAGCGAUCCACAGGGCUAAUGAUGGGGAUGGAGAGAAAGCUGCACCUCCAUGCCACUCCUCUAUGGGCCACUCACCAGGCCCCAGCAUCAGCCCCAGGGCUCUGGUGCCAUCCUCAGUCCCAGGCCCCCAUUCCAGGCUGUGGUACAAAGAGUUUCUCCAGCUGAUUGGCUAUGGGGAUGCCCAGAAAGUAGAGGAGUACUGUGAGAGAGUGUGGUGCUCUGAUAAAAAACGUAAAAAGACCAAAAGGAAGUAUGUUCCUCCGGGUGGCGAGAAGAAAGGGAAAGGGAGAGGAGAGGAUAACUCCCACCGAGCGCCCAGGCACACCUUGGACACCUGAGGAGAAUAGAGAUUGACUGCUCACGCACACACACACCCACACACACACACACACACACACACACACACACACACACACACACACACACACACACACACACACACACACACACACACACACAGACACACACACACACACACACCCACACACAAACACACACACACACAGUCUAAAGGUCAGACUUCCUCAGUGUUUGCACCAUGUCAAAGGUUUUCACAGUGAAAGACAUGUGUAGCAGGCUGUCUAGCUGUUGUAGCUACAUUUAUAGUAUCAGUAGUUUGACUAUGAUGUUUGUAUGUUAUGUUAUGUUAUUUUAAAAAGCAACUUUUUGGCUUUUUUGUGUGGUGUAAACUGAUUAUGCGGUGCAAACCCAGGGUAAAUACAAUAUAUGUCAGUGUCAGAGCAGAGGGCCUGGGAAGAGAUGGACGACUGAUUUAGCGACGUUGCCUCUGAUCUGAGACAGAAUAUAAUAUAUUAGCUCCUGUGGACUGACCCAGCCCAACCCAGCUGUCAAUCCAAACGCACACAGAGACUUGCUACACUAAAACUAUGCCCCACCUCUCAUUCAAUGGCUCAAUAUGACAAACUCUUACUGUAUCUAUUAUGAGAGAAACUAUGUUAAAGGUAAUGGCCUUCUAAUCUUUUUUGGUACUAUGAUAACUUAUUUUCUUGGUCUCUACUUUGAGUUAUGUAGUUGUUUUUAGAUGUCAUGAACUGGAAAAUAUAGUGUUGUUUUUGUACAGUGGAAAAUGCCUUGAGCUUUAUUAUACUGAUAAUUUGAUUAUAACAUGGCUGUGGUGUGUGUGGUUAUAAUGGCCACAAUGCAUACAGUAAGAUGUUGCAAUGCCACUAUUAUGGAUAUUUGAGGGAUGUUUUAAGUAUAAGUAUGCCCUCAAUGGAAAUAAUUACUAUUUAAGCACUUGUGAAAACAGUAACAGUAGUAUGAAAAGUGGUCCUAUCAGUAUAUAUUAUUGUUAUUGUUAAGUGUGUACAUUUACAUCUACAAUUGUGAUCAAAUGUACCAACAGGAUUGUGUAUUGUGUAUUGUAUUUAUCUCAAUUUAGGGUGGUCUUUGUGUGUACUUCUGGUAUCUAUUACUGUGUAUACAAAAAGUCAUCCUUCACUGCUGGCUGCUCCCUCCUCUUUCCCUAUUUCUCCCUCUCUUACGUGUUCUCCCUAUCUCCCUCUAUCACCCUUUCCUACCCCUUCAUUUACCCUCUUUUGUUCAUCUGUAAUGAUGUUGCAGAUGGGAUUCAUAAUUACAACACCACAUUCCCUUCAGUAGAAAAAAACAUACAAAUAAAUGUUAGGGUGACCAUCCAAGCAUGUCAUUAGCAAAAGUGAUGAGUCAGCCUGAUGCAUAUUCAGUUAAUCCUAAAAUGACAGAAACAUCAAAGAAUUUGAUGUUACAGUGAAAUGCAUUGUAGUGGUUGUGCUAACAAUAGAGUCUGGAGGAUCACCUCUUUUUCAAUGUUGUGCCUUAUUUGUCACUUUAGAAAUUUGACCUUGUUGUAUUUCUCAUUAUCAUAAUGAGGUAAAAACAAUCGCUUGGCCUUAUAGUGUCAUUCUCCUUGAAUAUUCUUCAACUAAGAGCUUUGACUUGGAUUGAAAAUGCUGUGUCUGCUAUACCUCUUAUAAAUACCUGCCAUUAAAAAAUGAUGGACCAUCCUUCCCUCGUGUCACCUCUGUGGUUUAGCCAACAGUAAUGACAAAGUAUACUCAGUCCACGUCCACACACAGACAUAUUGAGAGUCCGAGCCAAUGAAGCGGAAUAAAAUGAGGUUGGGAAAGAGCCAUGUGCAGUAGUCACUUAGAUUAAAACAUAAAUUUUCAUAUGUAAUAUUUUAUUUUAUUGGGUAACUACUGUAAACAUGAUUAAAAAAGUUGCUAUGUUUCCUAGUAUUGUAGAAUGGUCCAUAUGCUGGUGAAAUACAAAGUCUAGUGUAACUGGUAAGGACUGGUUAUACUUUUUUUAACUGUGCACUAGGACACCACACUCAUUCAAAUUCUGUGUAGGUCUACCUGAGUCAGUGGGGUGCUGAAGGCAUUUGAGAAUGGAAUUCAUCUUGCUGAUAUAUUCCACAUGGCUACCAUAGCAACAGGCUCUGAACCAGUUCAGUUCUCCUCCUCAUCAAAGCUCUCUCUCUCUCUCUCUCUCUCUCUCUCUCUCUCUCUCUCUCUCUCCCUCCCUCUCUCUCUGUGUCAAGUUUUAACACUGUUACUCUGGCCACUGGGCCCCCUCUAGUCAUGGUCCCUGUAGCCACUAAUAGAUCAUACUCUAAUGUAUACUGGUCCUCUUAGUUAAGCUUAAAAGUGCCUUCUUUUCUGCAGGGAUUGAAGCUGGCAUUUGCCUGCUGGAUGGAGCUUCUGAUCCCACAGUAACAUGCCAUUUGGGAACAGAUGCAAAAAUAGAGAUUCAUUUGGAGCUGCACAUAUUUUCUUCUAGACAUCAAUCAUUUUGAGGUUCAAGAGGUCAAUAAGAGGUAAUGAAAUACUGUAAAUCCAUUCAGCAACAAAGAGAUUAAAAGGUCAAAGGUCACUAAUAAACAGGCUGCUGUACAUGUUUCAGUCACUGUGUGAAGAUGACAGUGAUUAUCCUUUUCCUCUAUUGGCACCCAUCUCCUCUUUUUCCUGCCGCCUUUGUUAUCCCCACGUUGUGCUGUUUCUAUCAGGAGCCAAUGCACCAGAACGCUUUAUUACAAGUGAAAAUGUCAGAGAGAGAAGGAGAGUUUAUGAGGCGGAGGAAAAUGAACAUUGGAGGACAAAGAGUAAACGAGCCUCGACAGCCAGUAACACUCCACAUGCUGUCAGUGUGAACAGUAUAUUGUGUGUAUGUGAACACGUUUUGGCGACUUUUUUGGGGUUUGCAUACAAGUCUUGAUGGUAAAUAAGAAUAAAAGCACGGCAAAUAGAAA